GGUCAUCUCGCUCGGAUGACACAGCUGAACAUGGAGAAGGGCUGCGAGCUAUGAGUUCAAUCCUGAGAAGAUCUGAGACCGUUGGGGAAAUGGCAGAUAUUCUGGAGCUGCGCACAGAUGGAAACUCGCUUCUGAAGGCGGUGUGGCUCAAACGCCUGAGACUCACAAGGCUCCUGCUGGAAGGAGGUGCAUACAUCAAUGAGAGCAACGAGCGCGGAGAGACGCCGCUCAUGGUGGCCUGCAUGUCCACGCACACUGACCAGCAAAGCGUGAGCAAGGCGAAGCUCGUCAAAUAUCUACUGGACAACCAGGCCGACCCCAAUAUACAGGACAAAGCAGGCAGGACGGCUCUGAUGCAUGCUUGCAUCCACAAGGCUGGACAUGAAGUGGUGGAUCACCUGCUGAGCAACAGUGCUGAUCCCAGUCUGGAGGACCGGAGUGGAGCCUCAGCUCUGGUUUAUGCCAUUAAUGCAGACGAUAAGGAGACACUAAAAUUACUUUUGGAUGCGUGCAAAGCUAAAGGAAAAGAAGUCAUCAUAAUCACAACAGACAAGUCGCCGUGUGGCACCAAAACUACCAAGCAGUAUCUAAAUGUUCCUCCAUCUCCAGAGAUGGUGGAGAGGCCUUCCUCUGAGUACUGCACCUCUCCUUCUGAUGUCGAUGUUAGUGAGUCUCCAGCAUCUGAGCAAGAGAAACAAAACACAGUCUUCAGUUUCCAGACCAAGCUAAAAUCCUCGAGCGCAGCUGCAAAGCUCACCAACGGGCCCACAUCUCCAACUCGGCGGCCGGCGAACGCCAAGCGCGCUCGUUUGCCUCAGUUGAAGCGGCUGCAGUCAGAGCCCUGGGGGCUGAUCGCUCCCUCCGUCCUCGCGGCUGCAGCUGCGGCUGCCGCCCAUGAGGAGAGUAAGAAAGUCAGCUCGGAUGAGGACGUUGUUGCAGGUGUGAACGGUCUCUCUCUGAGUAAGAGGUCAGCCUUGUCCCGACAGAACAGCGUGGAUGGGAAGGACAGCCUGUUCCCACUGGUGGGGGAGCAACCCUGCAAAAUGACAAGCUCACUAUCAGUUCCUCCAACGUCUAAACAGUCGUACGAGAGAUCCCUUGGCCAGCACCAGCCGCUGGCUCGCCGCAGCACAGUUCCCAUGGAGCAGGAGAGCGGCGGCUGCAGCAGUGGACCAGUCAGUCUGAGAGACACGGUGCAGAGGAGACGUCUGGGGAAUGAUCACUACGACUCAGACUCACAGCUCUAUUCAGACUCUGCCAUGCUAGACUCUCCUAAAGUUCCAGUAGAGCGAAGGAAACUGAACACUUCCCCUCUUGCAUUGCUUACCAGUUCCAGAGAGUCUCUUGACAGUAACACGUCAUCUCCUUGCACGGCGCGAAGGCGUGGGCCUGGCCUCCUGGAGAGGAGAGGCUCGGGUACGCUACUGUUGGACUACAUCUCCCACACCAGACCCGGCAUCCUGCCCCCUCUUAACAUCAACCCUAACCCUCCCAUUCCAGAUAUUGGGACUAGCAACAAACCCUCCUCACCUCUGACCGCAGGUAUUAAAUCCAUAGCUCCAGUAGCACCAAACACACCAAAGAGAGGAGGCCUCAAGCCCAAGAAGAAACUUGUGAGAAGGCAUUCUAUGCAAGUGGAGCAGAUGAAACAGCUUUCUGACUUCGAGGAACCUGCUCAUUAGUUAGUUCUAACAUUCAUUCAGCAAAUACUGUGGCAGUAGAAAUGUAUACAACAUUAC
Messenger RNA from Nematolebias whitei (Rio pearlfish), 1739 nucleotides. It is a transcript of the gene ankrd34c, whose product is annotated as ankyrin repeat domain 34C. The record is from RefSeq and is a predicted model, not a curated record. The coding region runs from base 51 to 1682 and encodes 543 amino acids. Gene Ontology annotation, molecular function: protein binding. The transcript has 2 exons. Lineage: Eukaryota; Metazoa; Chordata; Actinopteri; Cyprinodontiformes; Rivulidae.